GACAAGCAUUCUGGACCUGUCUGGGGGGUCAAGUGGACCACUGGUGAUGACAAGUGCAUCUCCAUCUCUUCUGAUGGCUCGUUCCAUACAUGGAAUUCGUCAGAUGCGCAAGUGCUUCCUGGACCGGCUCCGGAGUCUCUAGCUUUGAUUUCCGUGUCGUGCCCCGGCGAGAACUAUGCACUGUGUAAUUCUAUUGUCGGUGUGACGCGUCUUGUCAAGCUAUCGUCUGGCGAAAUAUUGGGCAGAAAAUUUGACUACAAGGAUGGAUCGGAUUUUGGUCGGUUUGCCCCUUCUUCCUGGUCGGUGUCGCUGCAUCCUGACGAAUCAACGUACGCUGCAGUGGGGCAGCAGGGAGCUAUCAACAUAUACUCUGCCUUUCACGAUACGUUUGGAGAGCGGUUGACGUCGUUCACCCCGGGAAAGAAUAUAUUUGGAAUGUGUGUCUCUUAUAGUCCAAAUGGAAAGCGAAUAGCAAUGUCAAACAAGGAUGGCCAGAUCUUUGUUUCUGAUUCUAACACCGGAGAACUGAUCUCCAAUUAUGAUUCCCAUGCCGGUUGCGUUCGUACGCUGUCGUGGUCGAAAGAUUCUCAGGAGCUGCUUUCCGCUGCGGACGACAAGCGUUUAGUUCUGCAUGAUCUACGGGGACAUCGCGGUGGGAUCGUGACGACGUUUGAAGGCCCUCAGGGUCACAGGUCUUGGGUGCUGUCUGUGGAUCUCUCCUCGGAUGGCAAGCUAAUAGCAAGCGGCUCGUCGGAUAAGACGCUCAAGAUCUGGGACCUCGAGACACGCAGAUGUGUCUCGACCACCCAGGACACAGGGGAAGUCUGGUCUGUCAGUUGGCGGCCUGGCGGAGGACAGUUAAUAACUGGAGGAAACGACGGGCAUGUCCACUGGUGGAGAAGCGCAUCAUCCAGCUGA
Messenger RNA from Dacryopinax primogenitus, 918 nucleotides. RefSeq names its product WD repeat-containing protein 61. Gene Ontology annotation, cellular component: Cdc73/Paf1 complex. The annotation marks the transcript as partial. Gene Ontology annotation, molecular function: protein binding. The record is from RefSeq and is a predicted model, not a curated record. The transcript has 6 exons. NCBI's taxonomy places the organism in Eukaryota, Fungi, Basidiomycota, Dacrymycetes, Dacrymycetales, Dacrymycetaceae.